Messenger RNA from Knipowitschia caucasica, 207 nucleotides. NCBI's taxonomy places the organism in Eukaryota, Metazoa, Chordata, Actinopteri, Gobiiformes, Gobiidae. The record is from the annotation of a GenBank genome assembly.
AUGGAGAGCUCCUGUCCUGGGGUUGCCAAAUGUGCCCUGGCGUUUCUGCGGCGCCACUGCCACUGUUGGGCGCUCCUGGGCUUUUCCGUUUGCGUGAGCUUCCCCACCAGGGCCAUCCGAGGUGCGCCAGCGUCUUUGAGCGCAGCGGCAGAGACGGUGUGCCCGCAGGCCUGGAACCACAAAGUGCACAGACACCCCAACGGAUAG